AUGGCUGUGGCCAUUUGCUCCAUCGGGGGCAGCAGGCUUGAAGUGAGGAGGCCAGGUGUAAGACCUCCUCGUGCGACCAAGGUGGCACAGGCCAGCACAGGCCUGGGGUGGUGGGUGGGAAGCCCUGCAAGGCGUUUCCCUGAAAUGGUGGACUCGCAGCAUCGCCUGCGAGCACAUCGCCUUCCUGCUCCUCCAGUCCCCAAAGUCUCUGGGGGCCCGCGCUUCUGCGGACACAAGCUUCGCAUCUGUGCCCCCACGCCGCAACGUCAGCGCAACGGACACCUUUCCCUCAGCGACCUGCAGCAGCUCAUCCAGGUUGUGGUGCAAAUACGUUCUGGCUUCGUGUAUGAAGACUCCGAUGCCUGA
Messenger RNA from Symbiodinium necroappetens, 366 nucleotides. Lineage: Eukaryota; Dinophyceae; Suessiales; Symbiodiniaceae. The record is from the annotation of a GenBank genome assembly.